Molecule: messenger RNA, 1114 nt
Organism: Cucurbita pepo subsp. pepo (vegetable marrow)
Lineage: Eukaryota; Viridiplantae; Streptophyta; Magnoliopsida; Cucurbitales; Cucurbitaceae
Product: Far-red impaired responsive (FAR1) family protein
Source: RefSeq, a predicted model, not a curated record
UAUAAUUCUUCUCAACAUGCAUAAAAAAAUUACGAAAUUUACUCGGUUGAAAAUUCAAAUUAGUUUUAAGAGUUUGUAGUUAGAAAAUGUAGUCAGCUACACUCAAUGAUCUGAUCGUCUUUAUUGGUGAAUUAGAAAGGAUGAACAGUUUUAGUGAACAUAAUAUAGAUUUUCACUCCCCAUACUUCACCAAAGAAAUGCACUGUUUGCCAAAGAUCUCCAUUUCAGCGACUGAAAGCUUCUCGAUUCAAGAUUCACUAUACACCGACCGGAAACACAGAAGAAAUGAGAUUGAGUUCCGAAGAAUUCUUGGCGUCGAAUGCAAUUCGAAUAAUCAAGGAACAGUGAGUCCUAACUUCGUGUAUUGGGAGAAAUCAAAUGGAUGGAAUCCCCACUGCGAUCGAGGAUGGAGAUGUUGUAGAAAACCCUAGCGGGAAGCCUUUGGCCAGAAUAGUUUCUGAAGCUGAGGCAAUUGCGACUAAUAUUUCAGAUACAGAGCCAUAUGUAGGUAUGGAGUUUGAAUCUGAGGAGUCUGCCAAGGUUUUCUACGAUGCAUAUGCUUCACGACUUGGUUUUAUUAUACGCGUUGAUGCAUUUCGUCGGUCCAUGCGUGAUGGUUCGGUUGUUUGGCGACGACUUGUUUGUAACAAAGAGGGGUUUCGCAAGUUUAGGCCGAAAAGAAGUGAAAAUAGGAAGCCUCGAGCUAUAACACGAGAAGGAUGUAAGGCAAUGGUUGUUGUGAAGAAAGAGAAAUCUGGAAAAUGGAUUGUAACGAAGUUCGUCAAGGAUCACAAUCAUCCACUGAUUGUUACUCCUGCCAGUGCUCGUCGAAACGUUCUUCUAUCACACACACGGGAUGAGAAAGAUGCAAAAAUUCGAGAAUUAACUGCCGAACUGCAGCUAGAACGAAAGCGAUGCGCAGCUUAUCAAGAACAGCUUGCCAUGAUAUUAAGAGACAUGGAAGAACACUCGAAUCAUCUGGCAAGAAACAUAGAUGACAUUGUUCAAAGUGUGAAAGAUAUUGAAUCAAAAAGCAAUACAUUUUCAAAUAGCUAACAACAGAAUCCAAAGAGAAUAUAUAUAUAUUUUUGUAAAAUUUUCUAUUAUUACUGUU